Messenger RNA from Staurois parvus, 542 nucleotides. NCBI's taxonomy places the organism in Eukaryota, Metazoa, Chordata, Amphibia, Anura, Ranidae. The record is from the annotation of a GenBank genome assembly.
AUGAUUGGGAGGGGAUUGGAACACCUGAAUCACAUGAUUGGGAGGGGAUUGGAACACCUGAAUCACACGAUUGGGAGGGGAUUGGAACACCUGAAUCACACGAUUGGGAGGGGAUUGGAACACCUGAAUCACACGAUUGGGAGGGGAUUGGAACACCUGAAUCACACGAUUGGGAGGGGAUUGGAACACCUGAAUCACACGAUUGGGAGGGGAUUGGAACACCUGAAUCACACGAUUGGGAGGGGAUUGGAACACCUGAAUCACAUGAUUGGGAGGGAUUGGAACACCUGAAUCACACGAUUGGGAGGGGAUUGGAACACCUGAAUCACAUGAUUGGGAGGGGAUUGGAACACCUGAAUCACAUGAUAGGGAGGGGAUUGGAACACCUGAAUCACAUGAUUGGGAGGGGAUUGGAACACCUGAAUCACAUGAUAUGGAGGGGAUUGGAACACCUGAAUCACAUGAUUGGGAGGGGAUUGAAACACCUGAUUCACAUGAUAUGGAGGGGAUUGGAACGCCUGAAUCACAGGAUUGGGAGGGGA